UUACUUGCAGAAAAAUGGCGCAAGUAUGCAGAGUCUGCAUGGCACCGCCAGUCUCCGGACCAUUCAAAAACAUUUUUGAUGAGCCACAGAACUGGGACACUUGCAUUGCUGACAUGAUAGCGGAGUGCACCGGGUACGUGGUUUGUCGAGGGGACUUACUGCCGGAAAACAUAUGUCCGCCCUGCCUUGAGGAUGCAGUGAGUGCAUUCAGCUUUAAGAAGACCUGCGAGCAGAGCCAUAGGCUCUAUAUUCCAGUGUUGGAGGAGGCUGGAGGAGAAGACAUCUGUCAUAAUCUGGAAGACGAUGGGGAUUGGGAACAUUCAGAUAGUGGAAAUGAGCUAACGAACCAAUUUGAAAAUGCAAAGGUUCACGGUGAUAAGGAUGUCGAUCAUCAGUUCAAAUGUAGUCUUUGCCCAAAGAGCUAUACGCACAAAUCGAAUCUAAAUAGACACAAACAAUUACACUCUGAAGAACGAACCUACAAAUGCUCCGACUGCUCAAAACCCUUUCGACUAAAAUGCUAUCUUCGAACACACAAGAAGUCACACUGCUCGAAGUCAUUUAAGCUACAAUCCGAUCUCAAAGCACACACCCAUACGCAUACAGUUGAUCGCCCUUACCACUGUUCAUACUGCCCAAUGUCUUUUACACAAAAAUGCAAUCUUCAAGCACACACCCGUACGCACACAGGUGAUCGCCCAUUCCAAUGUGAUCACUGCUCGAAGUCAUUUAAACAGAAAGGCCAUCUUCAAGAACAUGUACGUACGCACACUGGUGCCCGACGCUUCAAAUGUUCCCACUGCUCGAUGUCAUUUAAAUACCAAUACGAACUUAAACAACACAUCCAAUGUCACACAGAGGAGCGACCAUAUAAGUGUACCUACUGCUCACAGUCAUAUCAGGACUUAUCUCAUCUCCAGGAACACAUCUGUACUCCGGCGGAAAGACUGCAUAAGUGUUCUUACUGCAUACAAUCUUUCAGCGAUAAAUCUAAGUAUCUUAUACACACCCGUAGUCACACAGGUGAACGACCCUACCCCUGCUCUCAUUGCUCGAAAUCAUUCAAAGGAAAGUCGAAUCUCCAGGUACACAUGCGAUCUCACACAGGGGAGCAUCCUUACAAGUGUACCCAUUGCUCAAAGACAUUUAGAUAUAGAAACAAUAGCUACCACAAACACAUACUUGCUCACACAAGCGAAGACAAAUUGGGACAGGAAGAUACGAUUGUACCUAGUGCAGAACGAGGUCUUUAACCUUGUUAACCAUAGAUGGUCGCUGAUACGUUCUUAUGUAACAAUACAUCCAACCUACUAAUUCACAACAAA
This is a messenger RNA of Drosophila persimilis, 1325 nucleotides long. RefSeq names its product zinc finger protein OZF-like. Gene Ontology annotation, molecular function: zinc ion binding; DNA-binding transcription factor activity; RNA polymerase II cis-regulatory region sequence-specific DNA binding. The transcript has a single exon. Lineage: Eukaryota; Metazoa; Arthropoda; Insecta; Diptera; Drosophilidae. Gene Ontology annotation, biological process: regulation of transcription by RNA polymerase II. The record is from RefSeq and is a predicted model, not a curated record. The coding region runs from base 15 to 1253 and encodes 412 amino acids. Gene Ontology annotation, cellular component: nucleus.